CUCGGAAACCGUUGGCCGAUGCAGUCGACGGCGCCCGACGACGCCGGUGGCGACGACGUCUUCACCGAGAUCGACCUCGUGCCCAAGUCGUGUCUCUACGACAAGCCGUCGCGCGGCUUUCUCGAGCGCUUUGGCGCGUCGCCGGCCAAAGCCGUGGCGAGCAAGUACAGUAUGCCGGCGCCGAUCGUCGUCGUGGAAGAGCCACCGACGGAGCCGCCUACGACGGAGCCACCACCGUCGUUGGAAGUUAGUGAGGAUCCGGCGCCCGAAGUCGUCAUCUACGACUCACCUGUCAAGCAGCCGCCGUUGGCGUCCGUCAUGCCACCGCUGCACCGGGCCGAUGGCUCGUUCACCGCCACAAGCAGCAGCGUCAGCUCGUCUUCAUCUAGUACGAGCAGCAUGUACUUGGGCGUCACGGUUGUCGGUGCGACCAAUUUGCUCAAAGUCCAUAAAUUCGGCGUCCAAGCCCCGUACCUCGAGCUCAAGUUGAGCUGCGAAGACGCGGGGUUUCGCACCGCCGAGUACAAGAAAGGCGGCUCCGAGGCGCAUUGGCACCAGUCGUUCACACGCCGGUUGCUCUCGGUCGACGACACGACCAUGCAGCUGGCCGCGAAAGCCAGCACGACCGUCAUUGGCGAAGCCUUUGUCGUGCUGCGGUCGCUGCACCUCUCGUCGACGCCGUCAUUGCAUCGCAUUCCGCUGAUGCGGGAAAAGCACAUUGAGCCCGUCGGUGUGAUCGAGCUCCUUCUGCAACUGCUCGACAGUUUGCCGGCGGCGGCGGCGUGCCCGGUCGCGCCACUACCGACCCCGUCGCUUCUCGACAAGCCGGUCGAACCGCGGGUGACGCUCUCCAAAGUCAAGUACAACGACGUGGGCGAGAGCAGCCACUUGAGUCUCUGGGACGCGCCGGUGCGAAAAGGAACACUCAUGUUCAAGGUGCCCUACCACGCAAAGUCGUCGAGCGCUCCGAAGCGCAAGUGGGUCGUUGUCAACGACGUGCCCAAGCGCGGCCUCUGCGUCUCGUGGAGCGACCCGGAGAAGCUCGAGAAGGCGCAUCUCCUCGCGUUGCAUGACGUGCUUGAAGUCAAGACCGGUAUCAAGACCCAAGCGUUUCGACGGCAGCACGCGCAGAGCAGUAAGGGCAACACGUUCUUCCACGAAGAUGCGUGCUUCUCGCUCGUCUCGGCGUCGCGGUCCCUCGACCUCGCGGCUGCCAGCAAGGAGGAAGCUCAGGUGUGGGUGCACUGCCUCCGAAAGCUGCUCCAGCACGAGACGUCCGGCGCCGCCAUCGCGAGUGCCACCCUCUCCGAGCUCAAGACCGCCGCGCUCUCCCCGCGCGACCCAAUCGUCAAGAAAAGCGACCACACGACUUGGCUCCAUUGCCUCUUUGACGCAGCCAAGCGCAACGACGUGAGCGAGAUCUCCCGGUUUCUCCUCGACGGGUGUCCGGUCGACUUGCUCGAGGCCGAGUCGGGCGACACGAUCCUCUUUCUCGCCUGUCGCUCGGGCAACGUACCGCUCCUCGAGCUCUGCCUCAAGUGGGGCGCCAAGAACGACCCGCACCCGACGUUUGGCGACACGGCGCUGCAGAUCGCGGUCAAGGCGUCGCAGCCCGAGUGCGUCCGCCAGCUGCUCUCGAUCGCUGCGAAAAGCGACAUGGACACGGAGAUCGUCAACCACGUCGACCACGCCAACCAAGCGCCACUGCACGUGGCUGCGGGCCAAGGCGACUUGGUGUGUCUUCAGUACCUACUGCAUCACGGCGCCGACAUUUGUGUUGUCCAAAACAACGGCUUCACGCCGCUUCACUGCGCAGUGCUCUCGGGCCAUGACGCGUGUGUCCGGUACAUCCUCGACGUCGGCGGCGACGCGAUCCUCAACACGGGCGACGGCCACGGCAACACGCCACUCCACUGCGCCGUUAGCAUUGGUCACGAAGGGCUCGUAAAGCUCCUCUUGGAGAGCGCGGCUGACGUGACGAUUUUCAACGCCGACAUGUCCACACCGUACAAGAUGGCCCGCAAAGCCAAGCUCCGCGCGAUCCAAGCACUGCUUGCUACGUACGAGCCCGAGCCGAUCAAGGAAGAGGUGACACCGCCUCUCUCGGCGCGCCAGCACAUUCGGGAUACGCUGAGCAAGCAACGCCCGACCAACGUCUCGCCGUCCAAGUCGCUCAGCGCGCGCUCCAACUCGACGUUUGAGGGCGACUACGACGGCUACACGAGCGGCGGGUCGGCGUCGACGUCGCCGACGUCCUCUGCGUACAGCUACGCGUACCGAGCAGCGCCGUAUGCAGCCAAUGAGACGUACCCGACACCCGCACACGAGUAUUACCACCACAGCUACGAGUACCCGCCGGCGCCGAUCCCAUCUACCGAGUGGGACGUGAAAUAUACCGCCGACGGCCAUGUCUACUACGUCAACUUGUACACGGGCGUGUCGCAGUGGGAGUGUCCGCCGGCGCUCCAGCAUCCGCCGACGUACCCGCCGACGUACGAGUAUGCACCGCCGCCACCCGCCGCCUACGACUCUCGAAGCCAAUACAUUCGCGCUCAGCUUGGGAGCGCAAGGCAAGCCAUGGCCACGCCGCGCCACGUCACGGGGUUGGAGACGACGUCAGCAUAUGACAGCACAAGCGCGGCGUCGUCACCGACGUCGUCGCCACGCGCCAAGACGAGCUUCUCCGAGCGGCGAAAGACCGAGGGACUCUCGGUCGUCACGGCACUGCCGGCCACCAACGUCGCCCCCGAGGUUAUGCCCGUCGCCGCCGCGGAUGCGAGUGAUAUCUUUCAGCGGUCCCGCUCAAGGUCCCCGAAGGGCAAGUCCAAGACCAUCAAACUCCUCGACGUCAAGCGCUCCAACAACAUUGUCAUGACGCUUUCGGACUUUGAGUUCCAUACACAGUACGACAAGAUUGCCCAAGCCAUUAUCGACAUGGACGAAUCGGUGUUGAACCUUGAAAAAGUUCGGUGUCUCAAAAAUCUCUUUCCGACGGACGAAGAGAAGGAGAGUCUUCUCAAGUACACGGGCGACGUCUCCGACUUUGGCAAGGCCGAAAAGUUCAUGCUCGCGUGUCUUCGCGUCGACGAUAUCAACACCCGCGCCGACGCCUUUCUCUUCAAGCUCAAGUUUACCAAGUCCAUUUCUCAAGUUCGGUCGCGCAUCGACUUGAUUCUGGCUGCGAGCCGCGCCAUCUUGGAGAUGCCAGCCAUCACCACCCUCUUGCAUCAGAUGCUCGAAGACAAGAAACAAAAGCUCGCGGGCGUCGACUAUGCGGCGCGGAUCUCGACCCUUCGCGCCGAGCUCUUGCCGUCGCACGUCGCAACGCUGCAGGCGCUUCACGAUCUACCGGACCUGAGUGUCUUGUCGCGCUCGGAGCUGCAAGAAGUCCUCGACUUGCUAAGCCACGGCCUGCGGCAGUGCCAGUCGCUCUUGGGAAGCAGCAAGAAGACCUGCAUGGGUGUGACUGCGGUCGCGUCGCUCGAGACAUUUAUCAAAGUCAGCGGCGCGCAGCUCAACGACGUGAGUGAAGACUUUCGGGACGUCAAGAAGUGGGAAACCAAACUCGUGACCGAGUUUGGCGUCGUCUUGGACGAGUUCAACGCGCAAGAGGUGUUUUGCGCUGCGACGCGGCUCGCGUCAAGCGUGUAGGUACAACUAACUAUAAGAAGUAGGCCCAUAUAACAGUAGCACGUGUAGUCGAUACAAGUCGUUUUGUAUGGAUUG
Molecule: messenger RNA, 3726 nt
Organism: Saprolegnia diclina VS20
Lineage: Eukaryota; Oomycota; Saprolegniomycetes; Saprolegniales; Saprolegniaceae
Exons: 8
Coding region: 19-3651 (1210 amino acids)
Molecular function (GO): protein binding
Source: RefSeq, a predicted model, not a curated record